This is a messenger RNA of Xyrichtys novacula (pearly razorfish), 10056 nucleotides long. The record is from the annotation of a GenBank genome assembly. Lineage: Eukaryota; Metazoa; Chordata; Actinopteri; Labriformes; Labridae.
UUUGUUAUUGUUUGUUUAUUAUAAGCUGUAAGAGACAGCAGACUUGAGGCUUUUUGGUCUGAAAAUCAUAUAAAGUGAUUAAAUAGGCAUUAAAGAGGACUCCAUACUAAUGUCUUGUCAUGCCAAGUUUGACUCUUCUAUUUUUUGUACAUUGUCUUUUAAAAUUCUUUGUGACUUUUUAUUAAUGUGUUAUUAUAGAUCUAGGCCUUAAUAUAAAAAGAUGUACACGAAUUUACAGAAUUUGAAAGUAAAGUAAAAAAAUAUAUAGAAAUUAUUAAAAUAAAAACAUUAGAGAAGAUACAGUACUCUUUUUAAAUGCUAGAUAUCAUAACUACAUAUUGCACCAUUGAAAAAAUGCUAGUUUCCCCACAGUACCCUCAUCAUGCCUCGGCUCCAAAUAUCUUUGAAGGGUAAAAGGUGGUAAAUCUAGCACUGAGGACCUUGGUAGACAGAAAUAGAUUCUGUAGGUGAUAAACAACUUCCUUUUGUCUUCUCAGAUUGACCAACAGGAGGUGAUUGACGCUUCAGUUGAUGUCCUUUGAGAUAGCUGAGAGAGCUCUAUAGGUUAGAAACUCUCAAGUAAGAGUUUCUGCGCGAAACCUUGCCCAUUUGACCAGAGGAGAGACUUCUCCUGUGGGGUGUGAGGUUCACAAAUGGUUGUCGCCAGUCUCAAUGUAAAGGGUGGCUGGUUUCUUUUGUGUACAUACGAGGAUGCAUUCUGUCCCAUGUACACCAGGGGUCAGUAAAAGAUUAUAAUGAGUCCUAAAUCUCUUGGCUAGAGAGUUAAUUUUUACAAGUCCUCCUUACAACUUGGUGGGAAAAUUUGCAGUGUUAGCAGCAGCAAAGGAUCAGCACAGCGAACAUAGAAGAAUGUCUCAGCGUGCACAAAGUUCACAGAUAAUUAUAAAAAGUUAAUUUAGAGCUAAACAACAACAACAACAACAAAAAGUCACAUAAGAGGAAAGACUAAAACUAGAAGAAAAUAGUUUCACACAGUGAACAAGAAAAAGUUGGACAUGUAAUUGCACAUUAUUUUAGUAAUUAUAUAUGUAUGUAUUUGCAGUUAUAAUAAAUAUACAUCCUGUGUAUAAUACAUAUAAAGAUAACAUUGAACUAAACUUAAUAAACAGUCUGACUGCAGCAGGAAGGAAGGACUUGAAGUAUCUCUUUGUCACAUACCACGGGUGUGGAAGCCUGUUACUGACGGGGCUGCCCAGUGCUGCUCUGCAGGGGGUGGGAAACAUUGUUUGUGAGAGACCACAGCUCAGCCAUCAUCCUUCUGUCCCCCACCACCUCUACAGGGUCCAGAGGGCAGCCCAGGACAGAGCUGGCCCUCCUCACCAGUUUGUUCAGUCUGAUCAUGUCUGCAGUCGUGAUGCUCCUGCUCCAGCAGGACAAGCCAUAAAAGAUGGCUGAGGCCACUUCAGAGUCACACAAGGUCCCCAGUUCCCUGCACAUUAAAGGACCUCAUUUUCCUCUGUAGGUGGAGUCGACUUUGACCAGGUACUUGUAGGAGUCCACAGUCUUAAUGUCCUUUCCCUGAAUGUUCACCGGUGUGGGAGGGGUGGGUCUGUGCCUUUGGAAGUCUACUACCAGUCACCAAAUUCAGGUUCACUGCUCUGUAUUUCCUUUUGUUUUCAUUGGUGUUAUUUUUUCCUGGGUGGGAUGUUAUUUAGAAAAUAGACAUCAUGAUAUCCAAAUUGAGGAUACUGUGCUUAAGUUCAGUAAGAUAACUUGUGGGGUACCCUAAGGAUCUAUGAUUGGUCCAGAACUUCUUAUAUCAAGCUCCUAGUGUUCAAACAAUUUCAUCUAACUUUUUGUUUUUUUGUUCAAUAAACUCUUGGUUUCUGCACAUGAGGCCUCCAUUUUUGUUCCAUUGUGACAGAAAGACCUGACAUACCAUGGUCCAAAUCAAAUCAUUUUGAUUUGGACAAGGUAUUUUUUAAAAAGGCCUACUCUAAUGUGAGAGGCCAAUGCCCUAUUGAGCAGUCCCCUUGGCUUGGAACACACUUGGCAAUUUUACCCAGGACCAAAGGUGGCCAAAGAGAGAGACAUGAAAAACGGAACUCCCAGCGGCACCUCCUGCCAAAGCUGCCGAGCAAUUUUAAAGCCACGCUGCUUUUCAAUUUGGAGGUCCUGCCAACUCCUGUGACCUUUUUAGACACCCUGCCGACUCUUGUCCUGACAUCCCCUGUGUCCUUGUCUGAGGCCCUGCUGAGUCCUGUGUCUUUGUUGAUGCUUUCAUAUGUACUCUAUGCCCUGUUUGGCAACCCCUGUAGCUGCUCCCAGGAGAGGGAUCCUAGUAAAGGUUCGAUAGUCGGGUCUCAGUGCCUGAUCCCAGGUCAGCCAACCAGGUAGCAGUGCCUUCUCCCCUGGUCUGCCCUCAGGCCGGUCACUCCUUUUACCUCCAUCCCAGCCUGCCCUACUUCUGUGAUGGAGGACUACCCCCCUGACCUGUGGGCCCCCAGUGGUGGGCUUCCUGGCAGCUUUCCCUAAUGCCCCUUGUCUCGCCCCUGAAACCACAGUAUUGUAUCUAAUGUAUUUUGCAGGAUGGUUAUUCAAAAUACAACAGCUACUACAUUGUGCACUCUGGUCUACUGAGGCAUAGAAUUAGGGAGAAAGACAGAGACCAUUCAACUACAUUAUGUAGACUUUAUCAAUCAAAUGUAUAUUUCAUUCACUAAGCUGAUUGAUCAAUGCGUAAUGUUGUGUACCCCUUGGCAAUAUUGCAAUAUUUUCUCUGACAUUCAUGCCAUUAAAGUUGUUUUUAACUGAACUGAAAAUUGACUGAGGGUGUUCAUUCCUUAGCAGUCCUCGGGGAAAUUGUCAUCCCCGUGGUGUAUCUGUAUCGGGGGUCCUGAUUUCACAGCCAUCCUCCGUCACAACUGCGUCAGCACUGAUGAGCUCAUCGUCCCCAGGAAGGGAGGGGGCUUAGUCAACUCUCUCUCUCUCUCUUUCUGUGUGUGUGUGUGUGUGUGUGUGAGUGUGAUUGAGAGAGAGGAAGGGAGAGAGAGAGAGAGAGAGAGAAUCGGGGUGUUGCCGCCUCUGAGACACUCACGCAUCACUGAGAAACAGCAGCAGGCUGAGGACAGAUACACCCACCCGCCUCCAUCUUUCUCUCCGAUAAAAACAAGAGACAUUUACCAGUUUUUAACGCUAAAUUUAACCACGGACACUGCUGAAAAUAAAAAAAAAACAGUGGAAAUAUUGCGGAUAUUUGAAGCAAGCAUCUUCUCAGUCGACGAGGGAGGGCGGUGUUAAAGCAGACGGACAGUUUCAGCACCCUGGCCAGCGACAAUGGCUCCAAUGGUAGUGGAAGGUGAUCAGCUUGGUGAGUAUAAACUGGAUAAACUCAUUUUUUAUCAUUACAUUAAUCCAGAACAGCUCAACCAUAUGAGGCGUUGAUGGUAAUGAGCGUCUUCAGGGUGUCAUUAACUACCAUCUCAAGUAACAAAUCACACGCCCGUAGCUUUUUAAUGAUGUACAUUUAGUCUGGUUUAAAAUCAAAAUUAAAGUUGUCCGUCUUAACGAAAAUAUAUAGCCUAGGCUUACCGGGGAUUUGUCUAAAUGCCAACCGUUGCGCUCAAAAGACGUCGUCUGGGGAGGUACCGAGCCUCCAUUUUGGUGCUAGCAUGAGGGCGAUGGCUAUUCAUGGGGAAAACCAGCGGGGGUGACGUCUUCGGUUACGCCAUAUUGAUAAGGUGCAGCUGAGCGGCAGCCUCAAAACAUGCGUCCAAUAUCUUUAUUUUUAUCUAAUGAAGAUGUCAGAGCAGCCCACCCAGCCAGUUAGGAUAUUGUAAAGAAAAGAAAGAAGUGAAAACCUUAAGAUCUGUGAUUUGAAUCUGAAUAAUAUGCCCAUUUUCUUCUUUAUUGCUCACCCUAUAAAUGUGAAUAAGGUGGUGAUAAGUGGAUGAAUGCUAUGCCUACCUCCAUCAGAACAAAACGUAUUCAAAGAAAAAGGCAUAGGCUAAUAUGUGAAACCACCAGAGAUACAAAUGUCCCCGCCCGCCCCUACUCCUUUGUAUGGGUGUCAAGUGCUUUUCCACUGACCCUACCAGCAGGAAAUAGACAUUUUAUCCCUGACUGCUUAAGACUGAUGCAUAUUUGCAAUUGAGCCACAUUCAAUAUCAUAAAACCAACAGCUCUAGCCUUUAGAGGCACAUUUUCUCAAAUUACAGGAAACAAAAGUACUAUUUUUUUAUUACUUUAUAAUAUUAUAAUCCCAUUUAACGAUAUUAGAUAUGGCAUGUAUUGAAAACAAAAUGUUUAGGUGUUUUUGUUGUACAUACACAAAAUCAACCUACUUUGGGUAGACUGCCUCGUUUUCCUCCUUUUCAGUCAUUCUGGGACAAGCCUGCUGGGCAAGCUACAUCUAUCAGACGUAAAAUGAAUCAGAUGUGCAGCAAUAAACAUAUUGAGAUUGAGGAAGCUAAGCAUUUGUACUUAAUUGUAAUGCCUGAAACCACAAAUUAUGGCCAGAAAAUUCUAUUUUUUUUGGAGCUGAAAUGUUUAUUUCAAUUACUACUAAAAACCAAAAAAAUAAAAUAUCCUUGAAAUUUAAUAAAUACAUCCAUUGAUCUUGUUUGAUUCAUUAGAUGUUUUUCAUGUUUUUCAGGACAUUUUCAUCAUUUAUUGGACUGUAUUAAGAUGGUUUUUGUUAGUAAUUUGUUGAUCAUAUUGAUUUGAUAAAAGUAUAUAAAAGUAUGUAUCAAAUAUGAUACAAAAGGCAAUAAUGGGCUAAAUAUUUUUCUGUUCCUCCCUUCCUCCUCGCCCUUCCCCUGUCUUCCACAGUGGCGGUACCAGUUGGUGUCGCAGUGAUGAGUGUCUUUGGCCUUGUCUUUACUGUGUCAGCCUUUGCAUGGAUUUGUUGCCAGCGCAAAAACACCAAAUCUCAGAAGACGCCUCCUUAUAAGUUUGUGCACAUGCUUAAAGGGGUUGAUAUCUACCCAGAGAGCCUCAGCGGCAAGAAAACGUUCGCCGCACCUGCUUCUGCGACAGCUAAUGACAGCAACAAAACGGAUGUUAAUGGAAACUGCCACACUGCAUCGCUAAUGAGUUCUGCUGGUACUGAAAAACUGGCUGCAAGUCCAAAUGAUUCAAGAGGGGUUCUGCACCUGGAUCUGGAGAAACGAGAUCUGAAUGGCAACUUCACAACCAAACCGUUCCAUCAUCACCAUCAGAAGGUGCGGAGCUCCCCAGACUUGGAACUGCCCUAUCCACAUGCAGGGUUCACCCAACCUGGGAUGAUUGAUCACCACGACCUCCCUUCACCACAGAGCACCCUUUCAAGUCAGGCACCUACCCCAGCUGUUGACAAGCCCCAGGGAGAGGAAAAAGAGAGUGGGCUGGGAACUCUCCAUUUUUCUCUGGAAUACCAGCCAGAGAAAAAGGCAUUUGUCGUCCAUAUUAAGGUAGAGUAUGUGUAUUGUGCACAGUUGUCUAUAAAAUUAUUGUAACCUAAAAAAAGUCUCACACAAUGUCAACUGAUUUUGAUCCAGGAAGCCCAUGGCCUUACACCAACUGACGAUCAGUCGCUGACCUCUGACCCUUACAUCAAGCUCACGCUGCUGCCGGAGAAAAAGCACAGAGUGAAGACCAGAGUUCUGAGGAAGACGCUGGACCCCGCCUUUGAUGAGACCUUUAGCUUCUACGGGAUCCCGCUCGCUAGAGUGUCUGAGUUGGCCCUUCAUUUCGUGGUAUUGAGCUUCGAUAGGUUCAGCCGCGAUGAGGUCAUCGGAGAGACCCUUGUACCCUUGUCCGGGAUUGAUUUAUCAGAGGGGCGAGUCCUGAUGAGCCGUGACAUUAUCAAGAGGAAUGUCAAGGUAAGAUCCGGAGCAAUUUUAUUAACCCUCUCAAAAAUGACUCAUCAGAUCUGCUUCAUCAUUACGGGUCCGUUAAUGAAUAAUUAAUCCUCAAUAGUUGAUAUCCAAUUAGUUAUUGAAUCGAUGGUUUUAACAGUUACAUAAUCUUUCUUCUCAAACUCUCUUAGAGGUAAAAAAAAGGUUUAAACCACUUCAUCUACUUGAAUUUGUUUUCGAUGUGAAUUAAAAGCUAUGUGCCCAUCAGGUUGAAUAGAAUAAUAUUUACGGUCUUACCAUUAAGAGAAGGAUUGAUAACUGAAACCUAGAUUCUGUUGUACUGCUUUUCUGUCCUUGUACUUUAAGAUGAAAUUGAAGAACCAGAAACUAAUUUAAUUGACAAAUAUCUUUUUUUAAAGCACCAACAACAGGGCUUUACAAAUUGCAAAAAAGUGUGAAUGUCAAAAAUAGUUAAGUCCUAUGUUUCCCAAAAGAAACAAUUCAUGCAAGGUUUUUAGAAAGGUUCUUUCUCUAUGAGUUACACUGAGUCAUCUGAUAUAAACAGCCUUUAGAAAGCUUUUUUUGUCCUUUGCCGUUCAGAUAUGUGCACAUGUGUAUAUAUCUGUGAGUCAUCACCAGUUUAUGAAAUUGAUUCAGCGUGUCAGUACAGUAUAGAUUUCACCCCAAUUAUGGAAGACCACAAAGACAGAAAAAAGAAUCCUUUAAAGCAAAUGAAAACAAAAGAAGAAAAAAAAAAACUCUUGUGCUGUCACUUGCUUUAUGUAAUACAUCCAGUGUCCCCAGAGGGAAGACUACAUACACAGCCUUGUUUUCAAGGACUGUUGCAAAUGCCAUAGCAACCAAGUGAGCUGCAACAUUACAUCAAAUCAGGUUUUAAAGGCAAGGAAAUUGAACCAGUGAUCGCUGUAGCAAGGACUGUAGCCUCUAUUUUUGAGGCACUCAGCCUUACAAUGUUUUAUUGCCAUUGAAUAUCUUGUUAGAAGCUGAUAAACUCGUCAGAAAGUCUAUCUCCUCUCUACCAUGGCCACUUCUGGUGUUUUAUUCCUUUUACCCUGUCGCUCAUCUUUAUCACUGUCUCUUCACAGAAGUCAACAGGCCGUGGAGAGUUACUGCUGUCCCUGUGUUAUCAGUCUACCACCAAUACUCUGACUGUGGUUGUGCUAAAAGCUCGUCACCUGCCAAAGACUGAGAACAAUGGGCCUACAGGUACUUAAUCUCGAUCAAUAAGAUGCAUGCUUAUAAAGACAAACACGAAUGCAUAGACCAAAACAGACAAACUAACUUGGAGCCUAUGGUAUUUAACUCAAUCAUUUAUGGUAAAAUGGUAAAAGCUCACUUAGGAUAUUUAAUUCAUCCUCGUUUACAAACACUGGGAAAGAAGUAAAUGUCUAAUGGGCUGAAUGAUGGCAAAACUGUGAACUUUACUCCUUCUUCUUUAGUUAAGGUUUUGUACUACCUGACUUCCUAGUAAUCCAUCUUUAUUAAAUGUCGGAGUUAAAGCCCAGUGUGCAAACUCUAAAGGGCAUAUACAUGAAAGAGAAAAUUGAUCCCGUACUGCAUUAUCCAGAGGUUUUAUUUAGUGCCAUUUCACAUCGGACUAUCAUGUUAACAUGUAUAUUUAAAGUCCAGUUUCAGGUCGACAAAGUCAGAAAAUCAAUUUUUCUAACGAUAUGAAAUGUACUGAAUGACUCAGCCACUGCACUGGAGUAAUCUGAGCAGGAUAUGAAAGAGAGCACUUAGUGACAAGCACUUACGAACACACAUCUACACACACAUACACACUCUUUCCCCUUCGCCCUCUCUUUCUUUCUCACUCUCUCACACACCCACAACAUACACAACAACACUUCUUAUCUCUAACAUCCUCAUUUCUGCUUUGAAAGUUUCUGUAUUGAUCGACUGUAGGAAUAAUAAACCACUCUGUAACCACUGUAAGGAUGGAUAUUCAGCAUUGAUUAGUUCCUUACUUUCAUUGUCUGUUAUUGUCCUUCUUAAUUUAAGAUCCCUACGUCAAGGUCAACAUGUACCAUGGGAAGAAACGCGUGUGCAAGAAAAAGACUCAUGUGAAGAAGUGCUCCCCUAAUCCGGUUUUCAACGAGCUCUUUGUCUUUGACCUGCCUUCUGAUGAGGGCCUGAUGAACACCAGUGUGGAGCUGCUGUUGAUGGACUCUGACACAGGCAACUCACGCUCUUCUAACACCAACCUGGGGCGCCUGGUCCUGGGCUCAUCAGUAGUGGGCACCCCUGGCGAGCACUGGAGGGAGAUCUGCGAGCAUCCACGUCGCCAGAUUGCCAAGUGGCACGUCUUGUCAGCAGAUUAAAACCAUUUACUGUCAUCCAGUUUCUUUAUUAUUACUGAUCUGUUCAAAUCUUGACUGGAACAAGAAUGUGUGAGAUUUAUUGUAAAAGUUCCUCAGUACUCUUUAAGUAAGGACAGAUGGUAAACAGAGAGGAGUUUGAUUGAAGCUGUGUGCCUCUGUGUGUGUAUGUGUGUGUGAGUGUGUGUGUGUUAGGUGGGGCAUUUAAGAUCUCAUGUCUUUCAACACUUUAUCUUUGCAUUACUGGGGUUCACCGUGGACAGUUUUGCAUGACAAAUGGAACCCUCUGGCUUUCACUGUCACUGAAAACCAUCUGGUAACAAACAACAUCAUUUCUGCUUAUAAAAGGAUCAAUCGUCAUGGAGAUUGUGCGCAGCUAUGGUUUUCUUCUCUUCUAACUCUGCCUUUUCAUCUCUUUUUUAGCUCUUGCUUCGAUGAAUAGUAACCAUAUACAUGGAAACCAAAAUGAACCAUAUCAUUACAAUGUUGUAAAAAUGUCUUAAUAAUUUUAUUACAUCAAUGUGAGAUGUCAUAAAUGAGGAGAAUGUCUUAAGUUAUAAAUUUGUAUUUUCUUGUUUAAAACUUCUUUUACUGUUUUUUAAUACCAUUAGUUUAAGGGAAGUCUCAGUUAGUUGGUUUAAGGAAAUAAAAUGAAAAGUAGAUUAAAUUGAGGAAAGCGAGGUAAGUGUAUGUAUGUGUGUGUUGUGUGUGCCUGCGUGCGUGUGUGCGUGGAAGUGCUUGCUGUGAUGCAACUAGGCGUAUGGAUGCAUAUGUGCAUAUGCGUUUGUGAGCUCAGAAGCAAUGCCACAUGUUUUCUGUGCUGUUUUUUCCCCCUUUUGUGAGCACAAAGACAGCUAAAUUGUAAAUGUAUGUAUCUUAAUAUAAAAUAUUGGCAAGUAUUGAAAAGAAAAACUUUUAAUGUUCUCAUUUCAUGGGUUCUGGAAUUAGAAUUUCUCUCUAAUCGUUCUGCGAUGAUAUUAUUACAACCAGAAGCAAUUCAGAUUUAGAUUUCAGGAUUAAUAAAAUAAGAUUAAAAUAUUUUUAUAGGGCCGACUGUGCUGCAAUAACCUCAGUCUUUCUUAAUCUAUUACCUUAAGAAGAGGAAAUAGUGUGCGCUUGUAAGUGCUGCCUGUACGGAUACAUUUACACAGAGAUCCUCUAGCAUGCUUUACACCACUAUGAAAAAUACAAAUACAAAUGUUAAGUUUAAGUAAGAAAUGAGAUGUGUUUAACCUCAAAUCAAUGGACACCAAGAUAACCAGGUAAUAGAGUGCAAACAGGAAGGAGACUAUUUAAAAACAAAUACAAUUCUGCUGCUAAUGAAAAGGUAAAUUUUUAGAUUAAUAUGCUCAAGCAAAAUUACCUCCCUCAGUUCAGACCACGUGGCAGUCACCAGGCACAGACAAAGAAGAAAAGGCAGCUUGUCUUCUCCUUCUUCUUCUUCUUCUUCUUCUUGGCUGACACCUUUAGUUUUCAGAGGUGGCAGUAAUGGCUUUGACAAUGACUGCAGUUCCAUAUUCAAAAACAAAAAACUAAACAAUAAAAUUAAUAAUGGGGAAAAAAAAUGAAUAAACGUGACCCUUGCACUACCCUAACUAACCAACUUCCUUAAUCCUGUAAUAAAUCUCUUAGCAGCAUCUUUCCCUCUAUCCUAUCUUCCAUGUUCAAUAAACCCCCCGGUGUUUUUUUCUUCACCCCACAUCCCCUCAACCUGUUCCUCAUCACACCUCUUUGUUCCUCAUACCUCCAACACCACAUCUUAACAUGCUCUACCAUCUCUGUUUCCUGACACCUUUCACAUAACCCAGUAUCAUGUUCACCGACUAAUUCCAAUGUUUUAUUUUAAGAAAAAUACCCUAAUCUCAGCCUUAUUAGUACAACCUCUUCACUUCCAUUUCUUCCUCCUUCACUUCAACCUU